This is a messenger RNA of Ctenopharyngodon idella (grass carp), 5404 nucleotides long. RefSeq names its product NK3 homeobox 3 (gene nkx3.3). NCBI's taxonomy places the organism in Eukaryota, Metazoa, Chordata, Actinopteri, Cypriniformes, Xenocyprididae. Gene Ontology annotation, molecular function: RNA polymerase II cis-regulatory region sequence-specific DNA binding; DNA-binding transcription factor activity, RNA polymerase II-specific. The record is from RefSeq and is a predicted model, not a curated record. Gene Ontology annotation, cellular component: nucleus. Gene Ontology annotation, biological process: regulation of transcription by RNA polymerase II; cell differentiation. The coding region runs from base 3967 to 4683 and encodes 238 amino acids. The transcript has 2 exons.
UAAGGGAACAUUCAAUUUUGCAAAUAUUAGCCUAUGGGAUUGUUACUUUUGAAUGUACAAUCUGAAACAAACGGUAACAGUUCAAGUUAGAAGAACGUCCAACUAAAACGUUUCUGGAAAAACGUUGCAUUGACGAUGUAUGUUUUGUUUUUGUGCUAACGUUUAGGGAACAUUAUUAAAGACCAGGUAACUUUAAAGAAACGUUCUAUUAACGUUACUGGAAAAAAAAAAAAAACGUUGGUUCAUAACUUUGAGAGAAUGUUGCCAGAACGUUAGCCAAUGUUCCCUGUAGCUGGAUAUUACUGAAAUCUUACUUAAAUCAGACGUCCUAAAUCAGUUAGGAAGGAAGAAAAUAUCUAUAUGGACUGGUUAUCUGUAGAGAGAGAUAAAAAAGGAAGGAAAAGAUGAUUUGGAGCACAAGAAUUAUUUCAAGAGAACAAGAGGUCAAAGCUAUAAGGUCAUUGCAUCCAUCUUCUGAACUGCAAACCAGGCAAACAAAUGAUUGUCUAUAUAUGGAGGACAAGGAGAAAUUAAGUAAAUAAGCUGGACAUUUUAAAGGGAUUAAAGUGGUGACAAUUAGCCUAAAUUAACAUUGAAACCAAUCGUUAUAAAUGAAAAUAAAAGAGGAAAGGGAUGCAUGUGUUAUGAAAACAGCAGCAUAAGCAUAAAUCACAGCAUUUGAAUGUUAUGCUUGUAUAACCCGUUAUCAUUUCACUGAUCUCAAACAUCACAGCUUUAAUAGAUAGGCUAAUGAACAAACACAUUUGCGUUUUAUGGGGAGGAAAGACAGAUAAAGGAUUAUUAACAGGUCUUGAUUUUGUCAGAAAUCUCGGUGUGAUAAAUGCCAUAUCUUACGAGAAAUCCACAAAGGUUGAGUACCACAGCUUUGAGUGUUAUCCUAAAUGUAAUUUAUACUGUCAGCACCUUUACAAUGGGUGUUACAGGGUGGAAAGCGCCCCCUGCUGGUCAUGCCACGUUCGAUCUGCCAUCCAAACGCACUUUUUGCACACAAGAGCUGUUGGUCCUCCGAAAAUCUUCUAAAAAAGUUUAGAAAUAUAAAGACGAGGUAGGCCUUUACUUGUCAAGAUUGUAAUUCUUUAUUCCUGAGAAUAUGAUGCAUGUGAAAUUUGACCUUUUCCCACUUCUUUAACUAGAAAUGAAUCACUAUAUUCUUCAGAAACAUCUGAAAAGUAGAGAAAUAAACUUGGCCACUGAAUCUGAUGUGCAACCCCUGGAGGAUUUUUCUGUGUGACUAACUUAACUGAAUUAGAGUGUUUCUUCAGAGUGAAAAACACUUAAAACAUUUCAGACCUCCCAAUAUGGUGAUAUAGCUUACUCAACAUAAACAACAGCAGAGUAAUAUUUAUUUGGUUGACCAUGGUGAAAGUGCAAACAAAAGAAUAGCAUCCUGUUCAAAGUUUUUUUAAAAACAUGAACCACUUACAAGAUCUGGCAUAGUUUGGUUUGUGAGCUCUUAGUAAGCUACAUGUGAAACAUUAGACCAAAUACAAGCACCACAAGCUUGUCAUCAUAUUUUUGUCUCAAAGAAUGAACUUUUAACUUUUUUAGGGUAUGUAGUACACAUGCACCUAUCUGUUGAGCAUUAUAUUCUGUGAAAGCUACAAUUCAGUAGGGUGAGUAAAAAAACACUCACAUUAAAAGCAUAUUCAGUACAAUCCACAUAGGCUAUGUCACCUUUUUAUUGCAAAUAUUUAUUUACAACCAUGUGGAAACACAAUUUCAAGUCUGCUGUCUUUAACUUAUGGAAUUUUGUUGUCACAAAGGAUUAUUGAAUUAAAAAAGAUGUGACGUUUUAGGAAUGUUGGAAAAUCUCGGAACAUAGCUAUUUUCUAGCUGCUACAAGCAGGCCAUUGGCUGGUCAACCAGAUAUUCAAACACACGGACAGCAGAUGAACACCAGCUGGCCACUUGGAGGCGCUACAAUCGUAUUUCAUAAACACAAACGGACAACAAUAGCUUUGAGAAUCAUUUACAACAAACUAAGAUUUACCUUAUAAUGUCAUACAGAAUCGAAAUAUGCGCAUUCAUAGGAAUUUCGCUGUAAACUGGACCUAUUAAUGUUCUAUUCUGUGUAACUCCUUAAAAACCCUGCCAGGAUCCGAGAGAAAUUUCACAAAACGUGUACGAGUUAAAAAUAGCCUAUUACAGGUAGGAUAAAGAGCGUUUACGCGAAAGACAUUUGAAUUGAAACUCACAUUUUUUUUGUGCUUCACAAAUUAGCAUUUACGAAAAAUAAGCAUUUAGAGCAAUAAUAAAAAAUACAUUAUUGAAUUCAAGAUGCAAAUGUAAAAUUCCACUACUAAUAAAGCAAGUUUAUAAAAAAAAUACGUUUCAGUUAAGCUAUAGGCCUAUUUAAAUAGCUCAUUAUAUAUUAGCAUGCUUAAAAAUAUAGCGAGAUCAGUGUAGUGUAUGGUAGGCUAAAAGAAUAAACAAACGUUUGAAUUUUACAAAAGAGCAUUUCGAAGGAAAAGAAAAGCUGAAAAAAGUUUCAGUUUCAGUUAAAGACGAAAAACACUUUAUUAUAUUUCGAGCUUCAUAAGAACAAAUGUGUUUUAGAACAAUAGAAUUUGAAUUAAGAACAUGACAAGUAGCAUACACAUAAUUGCCUAUAACAGCUUAUAUAAUUAAUACAAAUAAAAGAAACUGAACAUGAAACUGCAUUACAUCAGACGAGAAACGAAAGAUUGAAUAAAAGAAAAGAAUUCGAUUAGUCACCGAAUAACUUUAUACGUCUAAGCAAUGCAAAUGUUGAACAUUAAUAACUAACAUUAAAUAUUAAGUGCUGUUUUUAGAUGUACACAGGCUAUACAAAAAUAAUGCUACUUAGCCUAUUUUGAGGAUUUAGGGUCUUAUUUUAAUGUUUUAGUCAGCGUUACCUUUGAAAUUGUGACCUCCAGUAUAGGCAUCUAAAUUUCGAAAUACAUAAAAUAUUAAAUCAAUUCAAAAUGACUUGAUUGCACCUCUUCUAUAAUUAACAUCAAAAUUGUGAUUUCCUACCUUAAAUUCAGUAAUAUCUAUGUUAAUUGUUUUAGCAUAAAAAAUAAAAUAAAAUCCUGUGAAAUUCCAGAAAAACCAUAUGUUGGCAUAAGUUGUUUGAUUCGGCUGACAAAAGUUUGAAAAAUUAUGUCAAAGUCAGUGUGGCGUGACCAACAAGCGAGAAGCCAUUUUGCUAUCUUUGACUAACCAUAAAACAGAGGGACUUUCCUUUAGUUUCGACCCCCAUGUCUGUCAAGGUCUUAACGUUUUUCUUUAAAAUGUCAGAUAUGUUGACCAUAGUUAUUAAGGCACGUUUUCAUGUCGUAAUGGGUAAUCUAAUGUUUUUUAAAUCUUGAAAAGUAUAUUUGAAAACCUUUUUGAAAAUACUGAUUAAGUUCACCCUCGCUGUAUUCAAGGUGCAAAUAUUUUAGUAGGCUACUUUUUUACCACUUGAGAGUUUUGUUUUGUUGAUUAAAAAUGUAAUAAACGUUUUUCAUAAACAUAUGAAACCAGUAUGAGUACAAAGAACACAUAUAUACAACACCUUGUUUUAAACUAAAUCUAAAAAAAUCUCCUUUUUAUAGUCUCGGACAUCCUUCUUUGUCAUCGAAAAACAAAAAUGUCCUAACAAACUAACAAAGCCAGUAAGAACGUGUGGUAGUAAACCGAUUUCGAUAGGUUUUCUAUUUCUACACGUCUGUUUUAGAGGGAGGAGCGAAGUGCUCCAGAAAGCCCAUUGGCACCAUGUCUGGAAAGAGAACAGAGAGGACUAGUGCGCACAUGACAUUUUCUGACACUUGCUUGUUGAUUGGGUCAGAAGAAGUUUUGCAACAAUUAAAUGACACUCAAAGAGGAAAACCAUUAUACCGUGGACUAAUCCAUCGCCAUGAACGCGCAGGAGCUUCCCAGAUAGAAGCGCAAAACUGCAGGCCAUCGAAAAUUGACGAGCAGGUUACGUAAAUGUUUUAAAUGGCGAAUAACCGCACAUCCUUUUCCAUCCACAACAUAUUAAACCGAGAACUUGAUUGCGAGAAAAAUUGCCGUCUUAAUGAGGAAUACGCAGAAGAGCGGGUUCAUGUGGAGAGAGGGGAGCAGGAUUGUUCAAGCUCAUCUCUGCCGGUGGGGAACGCUGGCGCUGAGAGCGCGCAGAGGCGCAUCUCUUCCUGUGUGCUCGUGCUAGACUCAUCAUCCUCUGACCAGCAUUCAUGCGAGGAUGAAUCAACAGGAGGAGAAGACAAUUCACUAGAAAGACGACACGAUCACAACAUGGACCAACAGAAACCACAGAGCUGCAACUUUGAAGAAAACAACUCCAAAUCGAGCAAAAAAAGGUCUCGGGCAGCAUUUUCUCACGCACAGGUGUACGAGCUGGAGCGGCGCUUUAACCUGCAGCGGUACCUGUCUGGCCCUGAGCGGGCUGACCUGGCAGGAGCGCUCAAACUGACCGAGACACAAGUGAAGAUCUGGUUCCAGAACAGGAGAUACAAAACUAAACGGCGGCAAAUGGCAGCCGAGCUCGCGACGACUCCCACAACAGCCCUUGCAAAGAGAGUGGCAGUGAAGGUACUGGUGAGAAACGACGAGAGGCAAUAUAACACAGAGGAGCUGCCCAGUCCCUCUGUUCCUCCCCUAUACCAGUCAUUCCCAUACUAUCCUUAUAUGUUCUGCUUCCAGCCUUGGAUCUGAGGAAACACUUUAAGUGGUGGCCUGUACUGAUUUACCAGAGUUACAGCAUCAUGUGGAAAGUGAUUGUGGAGACAUGAACAGUCAAAAACAGCUAAAGUGCAUUUAUGCAGAGAGAAAAGAGCAAACAAAACUGCUAUUCCUCCAGCAGGAUUUUAAAUGCUGAAAGCAUAAUAAACUGUAGAAUGACAAUGAAACCAAAAGAGGAAUCUGAUGUUCUGCUCAUAAUCAUUAUGAUCAAUAAUGAUCAUUAAGCCAAAGCAAAGACAAUUCAUUCAAUAGAGUUUCUCUCAUUUGUUGUCAUAACUGUCAUGUUAUACAGUGGCCACUAAUGUAUUUGGAAAUGUAAUGCACACUUAAAAUCUAUGAGUUUCAUUGCUUUAGAUAACAAAAUAUCAAACCAAAAAGUAGCAUCUUAAAACAAAUUUAGUGGAUGCACAUUCCACUAACAUUUGACAAAGUCAGAAAGUGUCCAAAUAUUGUAUAAUUCAAAACUUAACAAUCUUCCAUUAAUAAAAUGUUUUGUAUGACUGAAUGCCACUUAAUAUUAGUUUGGUGUAAUAUUUGUUAUCUAAUGCAAAGGGAUCCAUACAUUUUUAAAUGUUCAAAUACUAUUUACUGCUGGUCCACUGUAAAUGCUUUGAUAUGGAGUGUGUCUAGCUAGUUUGGGGAGUUUUUCUGUUAGCAUUUGUCACUGAUUAAAGUUCAUGUUUAUUUACAUCAC